This is a messenger RNA of Phlebotomus papatasi, 5305 nucleotides long. RefSeq lists its product as uncharacterized. Bases 482 to 4534 code for a protein of 1350 amino acids. NCBI's taxonomy places the organism in Eukaryota, Metazoa, Arthropoda, Insecta, Diptera, Psychodidae. Gene Ontology annotation, biological process: chemical synaptic transmission. Gene Ontology annotation, molecular function: protein binding. Gene Ontology annotation, cellular component: plasma membrane; dendritic spine; cytoplasm. The transcript has 12 exons. The record is from RefSeq and is a predicted model, not a curated record.
AGCGCGAGUCAGAAGCAGAUUGUGGUAGAAGACACACGAAGAAGGGUAAUAUAGCUACGGAGUUUUUGGUGAAAAGGAAGUUCAUUUUUGCACUGAGAUUUUACUUCUUCAUAAGUGAAAAGUCGAUAUAAUUGUGGCUGUUUUUAGUGCUAGUCCAACAUUUGACCAAGGAUCUCAGUGAUAGUGUCUGGAAGAAUUUAGAUGUGACCAGAGGGUGCAGUGAUGUGAAAAUUCUAGAAUCUAGAGUAUUUGAAAAAUCGAAUCCAGCACGUCCAUUAGUGGAAAAGCAACUUGGAAACUGUAUUAGUAAUAUGGCUGAGAUUGACUAUCCCUUAGGAUUGUCCAGUGUCUGUGAUUGAAGCCCUGCCAAAAGGGUUCCUUGUGCUGAGGGUUGAAGAAAAAAGAGACACACAAGCAUAUUUUCCUCCCCGCGGGGCCAUAGUACUUCGCCCAAGAGCCAUCUUCCACCCCAUUUAUAGUCAUGGUGAGCACAACAAUCAGCCUCGUUGACACCAAAACACCCACGGCGGCAAAUCACGGCAGCCUGGGACGCGCUGCGACAGCCGGUGAAUCAUCUACGGGAGCGUCUGGUGGCGGGAACGUCGUCGGUGGUGCCCUCCUGUCCGAGCAGAUCUCGAUGCUCUUCCCCAAGUGUCGUCCGCGAAACGAUGUCAAUUUGAAUCCGGUUAACCAUCCACCCGCGUCACCGCCGUCGUCAUCGAUCUCGUCCUCCAACUCUUCGUCCGUUCGCAUCCCCCUGGCCAAGUCAUCGUCUGUGGCUACAAAUCCCUUUCUCAGCUCAACGCAUGACUCUACGGCCCUCUCCGGACGACCCGACAGAUUCAGCAAUUACUACUACGGAACCACUAGUCAAUCUUCAAUGGACUAUGGGUCUAACUAUACCACAAAUUCAACUGAGAUGAUGUCAAAGCAUUUCCAGAAACACUUUAACCACGUCCAGAGAUCAGCUUCUUAUCAUCAGAAUCCUUUUCUGAAGGACUCAGAACUGGGAUUUUGGGACCUGAGAGCACGGACUCCAAAUACUACGCCAGUCAGUACAGUGCUCAAUUCUCCAGAACUCACUGAUGCUGAGGGUGGUAUUGUUGGGUCGGGUAUAUCUGGUCGUAAUCUGGUGGGGUCCCAUCACUCGAAACCAUCCCAUCACAUUCGUGUAGGCAGGAGUCCUGUCAGUCAUGGGGAAGGGUAUUCCUUUGCUGAAUCGGUAAAUGCUCAGGCUGCAGCAGUUUCUACUUCAGCUUCAGGGAGGAGCGUUGCGGUUGUUACUGAUGGCGAGGUGGUUGUGUUCGAUGACAUAGGGGAUACUUGGCAGAAUUUGCGCAUAACAACGGAAUCGGAAAUGUCAGAGAACAAAACAAUUCAGGAGGAGAAUGGUGAGGAGGAUGACGAUGACGAUGAGGAGGAGACUGUGGAUAUUUUUGAGCACAGUCGUGCACCCAGGGAGCAAAUAAAUCACAAGAUGGGUAACCAUUUGGAUGCCACCACUACGAGAUAUGUGUCGAGCGGAAAAAAUGUCUCUGGCAUUAUUGAAUACGAUGGUUCUCCGAGGCGAUUUGGCCAUUUAGCCACAUCGAGUGCCAUCAAUCAGUACUACGAAGAGAGUGGUCAUACACCAGCCCAGAGUUACGGAUCCGUAGCCACAAAGCUCAAACCACGACCAGGUUUUCCACAGAGAAUCAUGCCAACGCCCAAGGAACCCCCCUCAACCACUGUUGACCUGAACCUGGAUCAGGAUCCCAAAAAUGAUGCCUCUGACAUACAAUCUCCCUCGGAAUACUCUCUCCCAGACCCCAAAUUGUCCACUUUUGAUUACCUUUAUGAGUUCUCAGAAACACGUAAAGUCCUCGAAGAAUUUUUCAAAUGUCCAAUAGCCGAAGAUGACAAGACUCUGGAAAAGCUCAGUGACUUCAAUGGAAGCGAUGUAGAUAGUUCGGACAUUCACUAUGAGUUCCGUGGGAGUAACAAUCAAGAGGGUGACAAGGACAAUGAGCACAAUUCCUACAGUUUGGCCGAGGGGAUGGUGACAAAAUCACCCACGGAGAAUGUAACACCAACCAGUCCUGUGAAACAGAAUGGCUUCGGGAGUAUCCAAAUGUCUGAGAGCCAUCGAGAAAUCAAUGAGUAUGACGUGUAUCUGGAUUCAGCCAGUCGCAGCAGUGGUGAACUAGGUGACACAGAAAUCAAGCACAACUCCACACCACAGAGGCACUCACGGUGCUUCAGAUAUUCACCAGAGACCACAGACUAUGAUUCCAAUUGUGGUGAUCUCGAUAGUCUCUCUGGGGAUUUCAACAGCACGACAAAUUAUCCUGCAUUUGCGCGUCACUACACAUCAAUGCCUGUACUGGAAGAUGGAUUGUCCAGUGGUCAUGCUUCGGAUACUGAAAACAACAAUCCCACAAUAUCCGUACUGAUGGGGGACAAGAAAACCACAGAGACUGUAAUUGAACCCCAGAGUCAACAGAUGAGAGCUCAAAGUAUUAUUGAUAGCCCUAUUAAGAGGUCUCCCAUAAUGCAAAAACUUGAUGAAUUCCUCCUCAAUACCAAUAAUACCACUAGGAAUGAUACCAAAAUUUCUGAAUCUGCGGAAAUACCAAUUCACAAUCUCAACACAAAUACCAUUUUCAAAAAUACCGACCCUGAACUGGAGUCCCUAUACUCAAUAAACAUGGUCCAGAUGACUCCUCCACCUCCAGCACCGGCUCCACAUAGGAAAGCUUCCGUGGCCGGAUUGGAUUCAACAGUUCCGGAUAUUCAGGCUGCCUUAAAAGAUAUUCGGUCAACCCUAAAGCGAACCAAGACCUUCCCUACGCAACAAGACAACCAUCUUCUUUCGGAAAACAUCGUUUCGUCUCCGAUAUCUACAUCACCAGUCUGGAUUCCAAGCUACCGAUGUAGGGACAACAUCCCUGAGAGCACUGAACUCGAUGCAUUGCAUGAAAAGAGCGCAAGUGGAGAAGAAGAAGAGUUGGAUACAGAUCUCGAAACUGAUCGACUCUUAGGACACCAGAGAGUAGAUGAUCAAGGCUUCUAUGAUGAGAAUAGCAAAUGGACAGAACGAAAGAGUCGCUUUAGCGCAUCAACCUUGUCAAAGUUAUCUCCGAAGGUGCCCAAAAGCAAUUCUACAUCUCUUCUCAGACAAGGUCUAAAUUCUCUUCUUCCGUCCACUCCUGAGAUCUCAUCCACGGUGCCCAAUCUCAAGUCAACCAAUAACAAUCUUGUGGACCUUGUAGGUGGAAAUAGCAAUCUAUCUUCACAGAGCGGUGUCAUUCAGAAUGUCUCGUCACCCGAGCACAAUGAUAGUGGAAGUGGAGAGAAGCAUCAGGACUUAAUUAAUGAAAGUCCUAGUGGUUCCAAUGCUUCAACAAAGGAUGGGGAGAAGAAGAAAAAGAGUAAAAACAAGGAGGUUCUUAUUGAGGGAGUCCUAUUCCGUGCCCGGUAUUUAGGGUCUACACAACUGGUUUGCGAAGGUCAACCUACAAAGUCAACGAGGAUGAUGCAGGCUGAGGAAGCUGUAUCUAGGAUCAAGGCUUUGGCUCCAGAUGGUGAAAACCAACCCAGUACGGAAGUAGACCUGUUCAUUUCGACGGAGAAGAUUAUGGUACUGAACACGGAUCUUAAGGAGAUCAUGAUGGACCAUGCCCUACGUACCAUUUCGUACAUCGCGGAUAUCGGCGACCUGGUUGUUCUGAUGGCGCGUCGACGCUUCGUACCGCAGGACGUGGACGACGGACCGAAGCCCAACCGGACGCCCAAGAUGAUCUGCCACGUUUUUGAGAGUGACGAGGCCCAGUUCAUCGCUCAGUCUAUCGGUCAGGCUUUCCAGGUGGCCUACAUGGAGUUCCUCAAAGCCAAUGGCAUUGAGGACCACAGCUUCGUGAAAGAAAUGGACUACCAGGAGGUGCUCAACAGUCAGGAGAUCUUCGGAGACGAAUUGGAGAUCUUCGCCAAGAAGGAGCUGCAGAAGGAGGUGGUAGUACCCAAGGCCAAGGGAGAGAUUCUAGGCGUGGUGAUUGUGGAAUCAGGCUGGGGAUCUAUGCUGCCCACAGUUGUCAUCGCCAAUCUUCUGUCUUCUGGCGCUGCGGCUCGUUGUGGCCAACUCAACAUUGGUGAUCAGAUCAUCGCCAUCAAUGGACUCAGUCUCGUCGGAUUGCCACUCUCCACGUGCCAGACGUACAUCAAGAACACAAAAACACAGACUGUUGUCAAAUUCACCGUCGUUCCCUGUCCUCCAGUCGUAGAGGUGAAGAUUAAGCGACCAAAUACUAAGUAUCAGUUAGGAUUUAGUGUUCAAAACGGAGUGAUUUGUAGUUUGCUGAGAGGAGGAAUUGCUGAACGAGGAGGGGUCCGGGUGGGUCAUAGGAUAAUCGAGAUCAACAAUCAGAGCGUUGUGGCUGUUCCUCACGAGAAAAUCGUCAAUUUGCUGGCCACUUCCGUUGGAGAGAUUCUCAUGAAGACAAUGCCGACGUCGAUGUUUAGACUCCUGACCGGACAGGAGAAUCCAAUUUAUAUUUAAGCUAAUGAGACAGGGAGGAGGAAAUAAACCAAGCUUCAAAAAAAAUUAAGUUAAAACUGACAUAAUGUGUUUUAGAAAUUAAUGAAAAAAGCAGCUGAAGCACUUUAUUUUAAAAAAUAUUUUUGAAGUUUUUAUUUUUUUGGGAGUAGUGAAUUGAUAUAAAACCCAAUCCAUAAUUCCACUGUUUUAACUGAUUAAAAAAAAACUAAAAAUCAUUGCUGAAGGAAUUUAAGAAAGAAGGAAUAUUCAUCUGGCCUUGCUGGGGAGUGUCUUAUCAACUCGGUUAACUAACUUAGCGAUUGUAUUUUAAAAGAUGGUUAAGAUACAAAAAAAAAUCACACAGAAUAGAAGAGAAAAUAUAUUUAGGAAGAUGAAAUAAAUAUUUUAUUGAUGAGAUUACCAACAGGUGAAAAUAUUUAAUGGAAAUCACAUACAGACAAUUUUAUCACACAAAACACAACAUUGAAACACAAUAUUCAAACGUUAAUAUUUCCCCAUAAACACAUAUCAGACGCUUUUGAUCAUCUUUGAUAUCUAUUUUUGCCAAAGAAAGUUCAAAGAUGAAUUAAUUUCUUCAUUCUUUGUGUCUACAGAAUUUCCAUAGGAAGUGCAAAAGACAGGAUCUUUGAUUAAAGAUUCAAUGAAUACUUUGAAGAUCUCUACUGAGGACUAAUCAGAUGUUGUUUCAAAAUAAGUUAUGCGACAUUUUUGUUUAAGGUUCUUAUGCUCUUUUCAUGUUCCUUUAGGUUCAAUUAUUUACUAAAAUGAUUA